This is a messenger RNA of Pieris rapae (cabbage white), 3658 nucleotides long. It is a transcript of the gene hook, whose product is annotated as protein hook. Gene Ontology annotation, cellular component: cytoplasm; centrosome. The record is from RefSeq and is a predicted model, not a curated record. The coding region runs from base 180 to 2264 and encodes 694 amino acids. NCBI's taxonomy places the organism in Eukaryota, Metazoa, Arthropoda, Insecta, Lepidoptera, Pieridae. Gene Ontology annotation, biological process: cytoplasmic microtubule organization; cytoskeleton-dependent intracellular transport. Gene Ontology annotation, molecular function: dynein light intermediate chain binding; microtubule binding. The transcript has 14 exons.
ACUUUUCGCAUCAAAAGUCAAAACGGCUGUAAAGUGUAAUUCCUGUUUCAAAGUUUUCGUUUUAUUUAUUAGUGUUAAUAAAAUUAACAUAUUUUAUGAAUAUAUCAUGUUUUUCUAAAUAAAAUAUUAUCGUUCAUGUGCUACCUAAUCAGAUAACAUAAUUGAAAAAAAAAACAAGAAUGGAGGCGAACGGUGUUGUUCUUAGUAGUAACUUAAUAAAAUGGUUACAAACUCUUAAUCUCACAGCAAAACAUGGAAAUCCUGCAGAACUAUCUGACGGUGUAGCAAUAGCUGAAGCUCUAAGCCAGAUUGCACCAGAAUUCUUCACUGCUUCAUGGAAUUCAAAAAUUAAAACUGAUGUGGGACAAAACUGGAGACUCAAAGUUAGUAAUAUAAAGAAAAUAUUAGAAGGAGUUGUAGAUUAUCAUCAAGAUGUUCUCAAUUUAAGUCUCCAAGAGUUUUCACGGCCAGAUGUUGUAAACAUUGCUGAACAUGCAGAUCCAGAGGAUUUAGGGAGACUUCUACAACUUGUGCUUAGUUGUGCAGUCAACUGUAACAAGAAAGAAGAGUACAUCACGCGAAUUAUGGAACUAGAGCUGUCAUGUCAGCGAUCUAUAAUGCAAGCAAUACAGGAGUUGGAAAAUAUUACUUUGGGACAAAUUCGAGCGAGUCUGCCUUUGGAUGAGCCCACGGUGGAGCCCACGGAUGUUGAUAUGAAAGAGGUUCUUGCUCAGAGAUGCCAUGAACUUGAUGCACAAGUAAAAGCCCUUCAAGAAGAAAAUAUGACGCUAUUAAGUGAAAUGAAUAGGCUCACUGCAGCCCGGGAGGCUGACAACGAGAGCAAAGACGAUCUGGAUGAUGCAGGUGCAUCGUUAGGACCAGCACACGCUGGUACAUUACGAUAUAGCAAUAUGCGUAAACAACUGGAUUCUUUGAAAGAUGAACUGGAUAAGGUGGAGUUACAGAGAGAUGAUCAGAAAGCGAGAGCAGAUGUACUUGAACGAGAAGUUGCGCUUUUGAAAUUGAAGAAUGAAGAGCUACAGAUAGCGGCAAUUGACAACGUCGCGCUGAAAGACGAAGUUGAUGCGUUGAGGGAAACAGCGGCGAAGGCGGCUGCUUUGGAAGCCACUGUGGCCUCUUACAAGAAGAGGAUGGAGGAACAUGUGGACUUGCGGAGACGGGUAAAACUACUUGAGGUAGCAAACACAGAGCACGUACAUCGGGCUAUAGAGUACGAGCAGGCGGCAAACCGCGCCAACGCUAUUCGGGGACAAUUAGACAUUUAUAAGAAACAGGUAAUCGAUUUAAAUGAGAAGUUAGAUGCUGAAGUAACCAAAGCUGACCGAUUGGAGAUAGAAAACAAGAAACUUAGCAGUCACGUGGCGUCGCUCCAACGAGAGAAAGAAACAUUGCUGCAAGACCGAGAUAAACUGAAGGAGACGGUGGAAGAGUUGCGCUUUUCAACUAUUACAUCAGAUGAAGUUGCCAACGCAAGAGCGAAUGAAGAAAAUGUAUCGCAGGAGUUAAUGCCAAACGAUGUUAAAGAGAGAUUAAUAAGACUAGAACAUGAAAAUAAGUUAUUAAAGCAGAACCAAGGCUCACAGGCUGAUCAGGCUUCAGUACAAACUCUUCUAGAAGACUAUGUGGCUCGUUUGGAGAAGCAGCGAGCGAUGAAUCGCGAGGCAAAUCAGCGGAUUAUGCAGUUGGAAGCGGCCAUAGAAGCGCCCCACCCAAGACUAGCUUCUGCUAUUGAAGAUAAUCAAAGAAAAUCGCUGCAAUUAGAAGAGCUGCAAGCGGCUUUAGCUGAAGAACGGCGUCGAGCAGGCAAACUCCAAGAGGCCGUAGCCGCACGUGAGGCGGAACUGCUAGCGACAGAAGACAAGUACAAGAAGUGCGUCGAAAAGGCCAAGGAAGUCGUACGAACGCUUAAUCCGAGGACCACAGGUCAACAACCCUUGUCAGAUGCAACUUUGGGAUACUCUCGAGCGAUCACUAGUGCAAGUGGCGCGUGUACGACCGUCGCACGACCUGAAACCACGCCCCCUAACGCGCAGAGACAUGAGUGGAGCGGGACAGACGAGAGCCGUGUGUCAGUGAACGAGCAACGGCUAAUGGCGUCCGCUUGGUACGAGCUUGGCGCGCGUUGCCAUCGCGACGCAGUCGAAAGUAAGUUUGCGUUAUUAUCGGCAGGACACUCGUUCCUGGCGAGACAAAGACGUCAACCGCCCAGGCCGAGGCAUUCCCCCGCUGCGCCUGCGCAUUAACCUACAUUCGUUGUGUUCCAACACCAUCUAAACAUUACGCACAGGUUGCUAUAUUGGCAGAUUUAAUUGGUGUGUGUAAAGGAGUCUUUAUUAUUAAUUCUUAAGUAAAUCUGUUCAAUUAAUUAUGUGAAUAUUGUAAUAAUCUUUUAUAAAUUUCUUGCAUUCAAACUAGUUUUACUGUAUUUUAUGUUAUAUAUCUCUGUAUAGUUUUAUGUUUUAAUCUACAAUAUCAAACUUGAAUCUGGUUUCAAGAGCUGUCAAACCUUUAUGUAUGAAUUUUGACAUUUUUGACAGAGCUAAAGAGCAAAUGGACCUUUAAUAUACCAAUAUAGCAAUUAUUGCAUUGUGUUGUAAGUUUUAAAUAGGUAAUAUAAAAAAACACUUCGAGUGUUUUAAUAAAAUCCUUUUUUUAAUUCUUACAGACAAUAGUUGUUAGUAAGUUGUAUUAUAAAAUGCGUUUUAUAAUUGUUAUUUUUAGAUCCUAAUUUUCCUGUUUCUCAAUCUAAACACACUGUUACUUAGAAUCUACUCUAAAAAUAUUGUAAUAUCAAAACAACACCGAUAUUAAAUUUAUGUGGCCUUAGUAACGCAUAAUAUAAAUAUUUUUUAUGUAAUUAGAGAGUAUUAUUAUAUAAGCUGAGUGUAAAACGUGAUAGUAACUUAGGAACAUUUCAUUAUAUAUUAAGUUAUCAGUUAUGCCGUAACAUAUACUCACAUACGUAUAUUUUAAUUCUUCAUUCAGGGUUUUUUCUGCCAUUAAAUGCAAUAUUUUUUAUUUUCAAACUAUCAAAUAAUAAUUACGCUCACGUUAAUCACAUUAUUUAGUUAUAUGGAAUGUUAAAAUUAUAUGUAAGCUAUAUGAUAUAAUAUACUAAUAAAGUGUUCGUUAGGAUAGAAGAUGCUUCGUCAAUUUAAUAGUUGCUGAUAAAUUAAUGAUUUUGAUCGCUUCAAGUGCUAAAAGUUUCGUUUGGCACAUUGUAGCAACUAACUAAUAUGUUUUAGUUAAAAAUCCAUCAGAAGAUGAUUAUGGACUUGUAAUAUUAUUUGCUUCCAACUUUUAUUUACUACAUUACAUUAGGAUCUAAACUUUUAAAUGUGUUUAGAACAAUAUUGAUCAACAAUUGAUUUUUAUAUUCUAUUAUUUUCGCUAUUGGACACGGCCAUUGUUCAUAAUAAUGUAGUUUUGUGACAUCCACCUAUCAGAAUUAUAGUGUAAAAAGUAAUCUUUAAGCGUACCUCAUUUGAAAUUAUCCCAUCUGUACUAUAUAAGAAUCAUUUAAUGUUAUAUUUGUGAUUAUCGACUUGUAUUGGAUUAUUGUUUAUAAUUAUUAUGUUUAUCUUUACGUUUAUAUGAUUUUGAUUGAAAUAUUUUAUCAACGGUUUUAAUAAAUUUU